Ostrea edulis (European flat oyster) is the source of this 2471-nucleotide messenger RNA. RefSeq lists its product as uncharacterized. The transcript is spliced from 3 exons. The coding region runs from base 551 to 2065 and encodes 504 amino acids. The record is from RefSeq and is a predicted model, not a curated record. Lineage: Eukaryota; Metazoa; Mollusca; Bivalvia; Ostreida; Ostreidae.
AGAAACAAAUAUGUAUGAUUAACGAAGUCAUAAGUAUAAGGUGGACACUGCCAGGAACCCAAGCCUUCAGCGUGGUCCCGGAGAAGCUGCAAAUCAGACCGUAGUCUUAUUAAUCAGCACUAUUCUGUCCUUUCUUUCUCAUUUACUCAAUAUAUUUCAUGUCAGUCGCAGUCCCUCAGCGUGCUCGCUCGCAUUCCCUUUCCUUUCGUCGCUCCGAGGUGACAUUAUUUGGUCAGAUUAUACGAUGAUAACUGAGGAAGAGGGAAUUUUCCUUAAAUCAAUCUUUGUGUGAUUAACAUACGCGGAACAAUUAGUGCUACUUCAGCAGUCGCAUAUUUUAAUGAAUACAUUUUGAAAUCUAAAAGACUAGCUUUCUUCCGUAAUGAAAAGUACCAUCUACUAAAUGGAUUCUUACUGAUUUACGAGUAUUCAUUAACAUAACAACCUCAGGCAGAUGACGUCAUAAUGCCGAUAUAAUAUCCCGAGUAAUACCGUCUUCGUAAAAAUUCCGAAUUAUUCCGUGAGUGUACAAGGACAGACCGGCCUUCAGAUGAAGACGAGCAUCAAAAUGGCAAGAUAUCAUAUGAUCACAUUGGCUGGGAUACUUCUGCUAAACUAUGUCUCAACUCAGAAUUCGCCAUCAUCUGUAGAGAUCGAAACUUCCGAAAGAGACCCUGAAAUCACAAAUGGAGCCCAUGGGAUGGAUUUAAGUACGAGUUCAAAAUCGUUUGAACAAGAAAAGCGAUUUGAUUCUAUAUCAGGAGUGAGGGGGAUGUCGGGUUUUACUAAAAAGAAUAUUGAUUUAAUUAACGGAGCAAGGGGAUUUAGAGGGUUUACAAAGAAAACGUAUGAUUCGAUUGGCGGAUCAAGAGGUCUCAUGGGAUUUAAUAAGAAAAGCUAUGAUUCAAUCAGCGGAUCAAGAGGUCUCAUGGGAUUUAACAAGAAAAACUAUGAUUCGAUUGGCGGAUCAAGAGGUCUCAUGGGAUUUAACAAGAAAAACUAUGACUCGAUUGGCGGAUCAAGAGGUCUCAUGGGAUUUAACAAGAAAAACUAUGACUCGAUCGGCGGAUCAAGAGGUCUCAUGGGAUUUAACAAGAAAAAUUACGAUUCGAUUGGCGGAUCAAGAGGUCUCAUGGGAUUCAACAAAAAAAACUAUGACUCUAUCGGCGGAUCAAGAGGUCUAAUGGGAUUUAACAAGAAAAACUAUGAUUCUAUUGGCGGAUCAAGAGGUCUCAUGGGAUUUAACAAGAAAAACUAUGACUCGAUUGGCGGAUCAAGAGGUCUCAUGGGAUUUAACAAGAAAAACUAUGAUUCUAUUGGCGGAUCAAGGGGUCUUAUGGGAUUUAACAAGAAAAACUAUGACUCUAUCGGCGGAUCAAGAGGUCUCAUGGGAUUUAACAAGAAAAACUACGAUUCGAUUGGCGGAUCAAGAGGUCUCAUGGGAUUCAACAAGAAAAACUAUGACUCUAUUGGAGGAUCAAGAGGUCUCAUGGGAUUUAACAAAAAAAGCUUAGAUCGAAUUAGCGGUUCACGAAGUUUAAAAGGGUUCAACAAGAAGAAUUUCGAUUCCAUAAAUGGAUCAAGAGGUUUACAAGGAUUCAACAAGAAAAGUAUCGAUUCAAUCAGCGGAUCGCGAAGUUUACAAGGAUUCAACAAGAAAAGUCUCGAUUCGAUCAGUGGAUCGCGAAGUUUUCAAGGAUUCAACAAGAAAAGUCUCGAUUCAAUCAGCGGAUCGCGAAGUUUACAAGGAUUCAACAAGAAAAGUCUCGAUUCAAUCAGCGGAUCGCGAAGUUUACAAGGAUUCAACAAGAAAAGUCUCGAUUCAAUCAGCGGAUCGCGAAGUUUAUCUGGAUUCAACAAGAAAGGUAUCGAUUCGAUCAGCGGAUCGCGAAGUUUACAAGGAUUCACUAAAAGGAAAUAUGAUUCCAUUGGUGUUGUUCGACACCAAUCUGGUUUCUCUAAAAGAUCUUUUGACCCAAUAUCCGGUAGUCACGGUUUAUCAGGCUUUGUUAAACGAGAAAAUGAUUUCAAUGAAGCGGAGAAAGCGGCAUUCGAAUCUGCAUAACGUUAUUUUUGUAAAUGUCUUGGGUUUCUUUUGAAAGUCUUAUUGAUUGUAUUAUAAGCUAUUCUUUACAUUUUUUUCAAAUCAGAAUUCACAAUAGGAGACGAUUAAUGACAUUUUGUAUGUGACUAAAACGCGGGAAAACAAUAGAUGGGUCAAAUGUACUAAUGUUUCACAAACCUGUGACAGAUCAGUUGUAAUUUGUUUACAGUAUUCUUUGUGUCCUUCAUGGAAAAUAAGUAUCAAUUUGUUUACAUUUAUCUUCGUUGUUCUCUUGAUACUUUCAUCUAUUUUAUGUAAUUUCUUCGAUAUUUAUACGAUGAUGAAUACUGUCAUUACAAAUAUCAUAUACAUUUGUACUUUAAACUGCAUAUUUGCAAUAAAUAUUUACUUUUCUACACGUAUAAAA